UGUUUUCUUGCUGGCUCUCAGCGCUCCCCCAAGAAAAUGUUUUAAAAUGUUAGAAACGUGUAUAUAGGCUGAGACAUUGGUUAGAUAGUGUGUGUGCUCAAAUAAUAAAACCUUGCUGCGGUUUUCCAUCAAACCGCCCCGAACAUGAGUUCGUGAUUGUUUGCGCGCAUGUUUUCUAUGACUCUGAAGUUAAAACAACGCCCAGUCGGUAAGUGGCUUUAUGUACGAUUGCUCGAACAAGUGCCCGUGAUGAUAUACACCAUAAGUCCCCCCGCAACCACUCUCGUGCGUGUUUUUUCUGUUUUUAAAUCCCUAACCGUCCCGCUGGUGCAAACAAACCUACGAAAUUUGUCGAACAAAAAGUUCAUUAAAUCAGACCAAACACACUUUGUGUGCUUACGCCUUUCUCGGUCGCUGUUGAGUUCGCCUUCCGCCUUCUUAGGCUCGGAGGGUUUUACGAGCUCUACCUCCUCAGACAUCAUUAAUCCACGUGCCCACCACGCCAGGCGCUUACAGUUCAAUAGUAAAAUCGUCUCCUGUCUUUAGAUUGAUGAUAUAGAGCCUCGUUGAGAGAGAAAGGUCGGUUAUCUGUCCAGAUCCCACUCGUUUCUGUUUAGUCUGUCCAAGCAUGGGCGUUAUAGUGAAGCCGAUGACGGUAUGUUUUGUGUCGUUGGAAAGCUAUUGACAGUGGGAUUUAUGGCAGGACGAUUCGGAUUAAUUAUUCAUUUUUAUCUUAGAAAGUCAUUUCCACAUAGACUGACCAAUUGCAGGCCACGUUAUGUAUCCGGAUUAGCAAUUUAAAGCGCAAAUAUUCAUAGAAGUCAGCAGCAGUGUAGACAGUCCAGACUGCACAAUUUGAACUAGUAUACUGAUGACUUAUGCAAGCGGUAUUUUUUCAAUUAUUUUAAACUUUUUCUCGCAGACAGUUGCACCACGUACAGCGUGUUAACAUUCGCGUCAUUGACUCUCCAUUUACGUCACCGAGGCCGUCGAAUUAGUAGCGAAAUUUUACUUUUAUUUAUGUUAGCUGUCGACCAAUUGACGUCUUUCAACGCACCUCAAACGUCAUCGUUUCAUUCCACGCCACCUCAGCCGACUCUUUGAGAUGUUUUAACAGAUUCUAUCUCUAUUUAAUCACCACGCAAUAGAACGAUAGGCAGCUGUAGGCAGUUUUCGUUUGGAAUUAUCAUAUACAAUUUGCUUUUUUUUAAUAACUCCUUGGCUUAUGUGUAGGCGUCACGAAGUUGUGCAAUCUAGCUAAGCAUGUCACGCAUCUAUCCCAAUAGAGUGUAAAUUCUUUUUAAUUUCACGCUUACCUUACAGCAGUAAUACUCUUGAAAUACUCCGUCCUUUUGUAGUAUAUGCAUUAGUAAAACUAGUUAUUUGCAUUUGUGGUUCGAUUCUUUGUAAACAAAACCAAUAUGAAUAUGGACGACCUUCACCAUGUUACUCCAAUAAAAAUGGAACGCAACGCAUCUUACAACAGCGGCCCAAUAACGGUGGAUGGCGGAUACUUAACCAUGGACCCAUGGAACACACCCAAGCACCUCAUCGCCCACAAAAACCCACCCAAACCCUCCGUCAACUCUGCGAGGAAAUCGCUGUUUUCAAUUCCUGCGCCAGUCAAGCCGAAGCAGUCAAACGGUGUUUCCCCGGAUACGAGAAACGACUCUGCUAUGGACCGACCCCCUGAAGGAAGCUUUGAUCCUGACUGUUUCUCGGAUAUAUGGAACAACCAGUUAAGCCAACAGAGCGAAAUCACCAGUUCUCAGCAGAUCUACACGUUCAAUGAAAACACUGAUGGGCUCACCAACUCCCUAACAAUAGACCUUCUCACCGAGUUCCAGCAGUUCGAGCAAGGACCUACCAGUGAUGCCAACGCAGGCGAAAAUCAAGCUGGAAACACUGAGAAACACGACGGAAAUGAGGGUUCCUACCAAUGUUUGAGCAACUUUCCGACCAGCAACCCCCCUAUGAGGUCAUACUCAAACGAUAUGACGCAACAGAACACAAUUAAUCAGCAUCAUCCGGCAAACAUGGCGAACCUUGUAACCACGUCCUCCCACCCCAUCAACCAACACAACCUCGUCUACCAUUCCACCAGCCCCAACACGGGAGAUGCCCCUAACAGCACCCAGAACAGCCCAUACGCCCCAAGUCCAUGUGGGGGUUACGAGUACCCCACCUCACCCCUCUCAUCUAAACCCACUAUCCCACCAAGCACCGAUUACCCUGGGGAGUGGGACUUUCAAAUCAACUUUGGCGAAGCGACCGAAUCUGCCCCGAAAAGUGCCCAAUACACUUAUUCUCCAAUUAUAAACAAGCUCUUCGUCAAAAUGAACGUCACUUGCCCAAUCAAAUUCAAGUGCGCUCGCCCGCCACCUAACGGAUGUGUUGUACGCGUCAUGCCUGUCUUCAAACGACCUGAACACGUGACCGACAUCGUCACGAGAUGUCCAAACCACAAGAUUCCAGACCAAGCACAACACAUUCCCCACUCACAACAUCUCAUCAGGGCAGAGAUGCCUGGUGAGAACCCAGCCAUUUAUAACGUGGCUAUGGAUGGCAGAGAAAAUGUAGCUGUGAUGUUCGAACGACCACAGAUUGGAGCUGAAUACACCACUGUACUUUACAAGUUCAUGUGCUUAUCUAGCUGUGUUGGUGGAAUCAACCGGCGACCCCUUAAUGCUGUGUUUAACCUUGAAAAUGCAGAAGGACAAGUAUUAGGACGAAGAGUGGUUGAAGUAAGAGUAUGCUCGUGCCCUGGAAGAGACAGAUCACAAGAAGAGAAACGGAAGAGAACAGCAGAGUCGGAGGUUAAGAGUGGAUCGAAAAGAACAUACAAAUGCAUGCAAGGCUCGAUGAAUAUUGUUCAAACCGCCCCUGCAAAGCGGAAGUGUGCCAUGAACGGAAAUGACGAUCAAGAAGAAUUCACGCUCAAGAUCCGAGGUCGAGAUAAGUUUGAGAUGCUAAAGAAGAUUAAAGAAGCUCUGGAUCUUGCGGAGGUUGCCGCUCACCAACAAGUGGAGAACUAUAGAGAUGAAGAUGCAAGAACACGUCAAAGUACAUCCUCUGCAGCGCCACCAAGAGAAGAAAGUUCCGCGUCCACUUCGCGAGCUGGGCAAGCGAGCACGAGCGCUUUAUGCAUGACUGAGCACGUUUCCCAUGGAAGUCAGGGGUUUUCCCUUACCCCCACCCACUCGAGCCACCCUCUUACCGUCACCCCUACCUUGGAGCCCCCUAUUGUUGAAGGGAAAACCCCGUACACUCAUAAUACCAGCGCUUACCCAGGCAUGGUGGAUCAAUCAUACUGGUCAACGGAAAGUGAUCUAGGAUACGACAUACCAGACACCAAACAACCAACAACGACGGGCAAUGGUUUACCUAACUGGCCAAACCAGGAAAGCCUUGAUUCGAACCCAAAGUUACUUCGCAACAUAAGCGGCCUCUCAUCUGUUUCAAGUCUCACAUCGUCUCAACUGAGCAGUCAAACAGCAGGUCGUUUUGUUACGCGUGUGACGUUACGACAAACUGUUGCGCUCAAUCCUGAUAUGCCUAACAGUCAACGAUGGGACCAUGAUACCACGAGCGACAAUGAAGACGUCACCAGAAAUGACGUCAAGCGCGAACAUGAUAACGUCACCAACACUGAUAGUUUUGAUUUUCUAUAAAACUCGCCACGGAUGAAGUCGAUUUUGGUUCCACGUUUUUAUGGCGACCAUCGACAAAGCUGCUCUUGGGCGACCUUUUGUGCAUUUUUAGGCAACUUGAGACAAAGUCCUGAACAUUAAAGUUUUUACUUAUGUAUAUGGCGGCCUAGUGUUGCCAUACAGAUUUUAAAAGAAAUUGGGCAGAAAAAGAUAAAUUUGGCAACACUUGGCCACCAUGUUUUUUUUUAAUAAAAUGCUCGCUAUUUUGAAUUAUGCUGCUCUUUCUAUCGUGUCUUAAACCAUAGUAUACUGAAGUGAUAGUACGCUAACGAGACCACGUGACCACUUUUCACGCAUGAGUGCACAGUUGCACUUCGCCCGACAGUUCAGCCAGACAGUGCAGUAUAACAGUGCAAGGCAGAGUCCGUAUAUAAGCAUUUUUAUAUGUUUAUAUACGGAAAAGGAUCGCGAAAAUUGUUGUAUAAUGUACAGUGACACAUUUUUAAUAGUUUAGCGAAUUUGACUGAUCGUUUGCGUAAAGAAAUUACAUUUGUAGCCAGAUUGGAAAUAAUCAUCA
Messenger RNA from Ciona intestinalis (vase tunicate), 4227 nucleotides. The record is from RefSeq and is a predicted model, not a curated record. NCBI's taxonomy places the organism in Eukaryota, Metazoa, Chordata, Ascidiacea, Phlebobranchia, Cionidae.